Nymphaea colorata (pocket water lily) is the source of this 923-nucleotide messenger RNA. RefSeq names its product ADP-ribosylation factor-like protein 8c. NCBI's taxonomy places the organism in Eukaryota, Viridiplantae, Streptophyta, Magnoliopsida, Nymphaeales, Nymphaeaceae. The coding region runs from base 161 to 718 and encodes 185 amino acids. The transcript is spliced from 6 exons. The record is from RefSeq and is a predicted model, not a curated record. Gene Ontology annotation, molecular function: GTPase activity; GTP binding. Gene Ontology annotation, biological process: protein transport.
GUGAAAGGCGGUCUCGACAGCCCCGUGGCCUGAGGAGAGGGAGGGGGGAAUCGAACCUGAGAGUAGGGUUCCUUCUGCCCCUCGUGCAUCUUGUGUCCUCUGCUGGAAUUGGGGCUUCUCCAUCUGUCCACAGGAUAAACAGCGGAUUCCAAGAGCGGCGAUGGCGGGGAUCUUUCAAUGGUUUCUUAACUGGCUUCGCAGUUUGUUCUUCAAACAAGAAAUGGAGCUUUCACUUAUAGGCUUGCAGAAUGCUGGGAAGACAUCACUCGUUAAUGCCAUUGCUACUGGAGGCUACAGUGAAGACAUGAUCCCAACAGUAGGGUUCAAUAUGCGCAAGGUAACAAAGGGUAAUGUGACUAUUAAGCUGUGGGAUCUUGGAGGGCAGCGGAGAUUUCGUACCAUGUGGGAGCGUUAUUGCCGUGGGGUCUCUGCAAUAUUGUAUGUGGUUGAUGCUGCUGACAGAGACAGCAUUCCCAUUUCUAAAAGCGAGCUGCUUGAGCUGUUGACAAAGCCAUCUCUGAAUGGGAUCCCACUGCUUGUUCUUGGUAAUAAGAUCGACAAAUCUGAAGCUUUGUCCAAGCAGGCACUGGUGGAUCAAAUGGCAUUGGAAUCAAUCAAAGACAGGGAGGUAUGCUGCUAUAUGAUUUCUUGCAAGGAAUCAAUCAACAUAGAUGUUGUUAUUGAUUGGCUUAUCAAGCACUCUAAAUCAGUGAAAUAAUUUUGAUUGUUAAUUCUCUUCUGAUGGUUUAGCAUCACAUCUGAUGCCUGCAGCGGGAUCAGGCGUAUGCUGUAUCAUGCACAGCCCAGUUCAGUUAUUUUUCGGUAACACUGUCUGUGGUUGUCUAUGUAUUGUGUGCAGUUUGAGUUUUUCCCACCCUUUUGUAAAAUCCUAGAAGAAGAUGAAGCCUUGUGAUUUCGUGUUU